CCCUGUUUGACUGGUUAGGCCUGUUAUUGGUCAUGUGUAUAAUACCCUUUCGGUGCGCUAGUAGCAAAGCACAAUGGACGGUAGCAUCUCUAGCUAUAAUGUUCAACUUCCUGAGGAUUUUUAAGUUUUCGUCUGUGACAAGGACUACAGGCUUGUAUACGAAAACCUUGGCUAAGAUCAUCCAGCAAGACUUGACACGAUUUAUGGCCGUUUUCGUCGUGGUCUUUCUUCCCUUCUGUGGAGCCUUGUUUAUAUCUCUCCGUUGCUCUGGACAAAACCUUCUAUUUAGUGGCUUAGGAGACGUAUUCCUGAGUGGUUUUCGAGUUUUGUCCGAACAACGACCAAUUGCGGAAGAUUAUUCAAACUUCAACUGGCUGUCAAUACUGUUAAUGCUGGCGUACAUGGGGACUGUGAUUGUGGUUCUACUUAACAUACUCAUAGCACAGAUGAGCACGACCUACAUUCAGGCCAAGAAAGUCGCCCAUCUGGAGUAUGAUGUGGAUCGUAUUUUACAGCUCACUCGCAUGGAGUGA
Molecule: messenger RNA, 533 nt
Organism: Stylophora pistillata
Lineage: Eukaryota; Metazoa; Cnidaria; Anthozoa; Scleractinia; Pocilloporidae
Source: RefSeq, a predicted model, not a curated record